Molecule: messenger RNA, 3568 nt
Organism: Sinocyclocheilus anshuiensis
Lineage: Eukaryota; Metazoa; Chordata; Actinopteri; Cypriniformes; Cyprinidae
Product: translocation protein SEC63 homolog
Exons: 20
Coding region: 125-2380 (751 amino acids)
Biological process (GO): SRP-dependent cotranslational protein targeting to membrane; post-translational protein targeting to endoplasmic reticulum membrane
Cellular component (GO): Sec62/Sec63 complex
Molecular function (GO): transmembrane protein transporter activity; RNA binding
Source: RefSeq, a predicted model, not a curated record
UCGUGGCAGAAAGUGCGUGGAUGCUGGCUUCCCUCUCCAGCAUAAUAUGUGACUAGUCCCACAGUGGGGCGAGUGAUAGGGCGGCAAGGCGGCUGAAAAAAACGGGGUUUAGAGCCGCUGCGAAAUGGCUGGACAGCAGUUUCAGUACGACGACAGUGGCAACACCUUUUUCUAUUUCCUCACGUCCUUUGUGGGAUUAAUAGUAAUCCCAGCCACCUAUUACCUCUGGCCCCGGGAUCAGAAUGCGGAGCAGUUAAGGUUGAAGAGUUUACGACGAGUUCAUGGAAGAUGUCUGUGGUAUCGCCUUCGGCAUAUGAAAUCACAGCAGAGCAUUGUUCCAACACUUAAAAAAGCAGCCCUGCUGUUUGGGUGGGCAAUAUUUCUUUUCCUGGCCUAUAAGGUGUCUAAAUUAGAUCGAGAGUACCAGGAGUAUAACCCCUAUGAGGUCCUCCACUUGGAAGCAGGAGUGUCUAUUGCUGAGAUUAAGAAACAGUACAGAGUGCUGUCUCUGAAACACCAUCCUGAUAAAGGUGGAGAUGAGGCCAUGUUCAUGAAGCUUGCUAAAGCUUACUCGGCUUUAACUAAUGAGGAAGCACGGGAUAACUGGGAGAAGUAUGGCAACCCUGAUGGCCCAAGAGUGACAAGUUUUGGAAUCGCUCUUCCUGCGUGGAUUGUUGACCAGAAAAAUUCCAUGCUGGUUCUGCUGGUCUAUGGGUUGGCUUUUAUGGUUAUCCUUCCUGUGGUUGUGGGCACAUGGUGGUACCGCUCCAUCCGCUACAGUGGUGAUCAGAUCCUCAUCAACACAACACAGCUUUUCAUGCACUUUAUGUACAAAACACCUACAAUGAACAUGAAACGAUUGGUGAUGGUUUUGACGGCAGCAUUUGAAUUUGAUCCUCGUAGUAACAAAGAGGCCAUCAUAAGACCAACAGACAACAUAGAAGUUCCACAGUUAAUUCGGGAGCUGGGGAACAUUAAUGUGAAGAAGAAGGAGCCUCCGUUCUGCUAUCCCUACAGCCUGAAGGCUCGAGUCUUAUUACUUACACACCUUGCCAGGAUGGAUGUUUCUGAGAACAUAGAGGAGGAUCAAAGGUUUGUGAUGAAGAAGUGCCCUGCUUUACUACAGGAAAUGAUCAAUGUUGGCUGUCAACUUACUAUGAUGGCAACCAGUAGAGGAGGGCUUCGGGCUCCCAGGUUGACGUCCAUAGAGAACUGCAUGAAGUUGUCUCAGAUGGUAGUUCAAGGACUGCAGGAGGCCAAGUCUCCUCUGCUGCAGCUGCCCCAUUUUGAAGAGGAACACCUCCGAUACUGUAUCUCUAAGAAGUAUAAGGUACGGACAUUGCAGGAUCUGGUCAGUCUGAAGGACUCUGACAGGAGAAACAUGCUGAGAUUCCUGGGGGAGGAGAAGUAUGAUGAGGUCAUGGCGGUCCUCGGGAGCAUUCCCUAUAUCAACAUGGAAACCAAACUUCAAGUGUUGGAUGAUGAAGAUAGCAAUAACGUCACGGCAGGAUCCAUUGUCACAGUUACCGUCACCUUGAGGAGGAAGAGAAUGUCUGAGAUGUUUGAGAAAGAGGAUGCACCGCUACCUACAGAGGAAACUAAUGCAGAGGAGCAAGGUGAUGCCAAAAACAAAAAAGUUUGGCAAAAUAAGAAUAAAGGAGCUAAAAAAGCUGCCAAGUCCAAAAAGAAGAAACUGACUAAGAAGAAACCAGUCACCCAACAGCAAGCAAAGGGAGACAAGGCCAAACACCCCAAUGGCAAUGUGGCAGGAAAUGAUGUUGCUUCUGCAUCAAAAAUGGAAGAGGACGAUCUCUCUGAUAAAGGCAGUGAAUCAGAUGAAGCAGAGGGAAAUAAGGACUCUCCCAGCGAGAGAGAUGAGGAGAGUGACAAGCAGAGUGACACUGAGGUGGAUGAGAUUGCCGGAGAUGACGAGGAGGAAUGGGAGGCACUACAACAGAGCAUUCAGCGCCGUGAAAGGGCACUAUUGGAGACCAAGUCUAAGGUCACACAUCCUGUCUACAGCUUGUACUUCCCUGAGGAGAAGCAGGAGUGGUGGUGGCUCUACAUUGCAGAUAGGAAGGAACAGACGCUGGUGUCUAUGCCCAACCACGUCUGCACACUCAAAGACACAGAGGAGGUUGAACUGAAAUUCCCUGCUCCAUCCAAAACCGGAAACUAUCAAUAUUCUGUGAUUCUCAGAUCAGAUUCAUUCAUGGGAUUAGAUCAGAUCAAGCCACUCAAGUUGGAGGUUCAUGAGGCGAAGGCCAUGAUGGAUAACCACCCUCAGUGGGAUAUCCCAGAAACCGAGGAAGAGGAGGAUGACCAGGAGGACAGUGAUGGCAUUGAGGAAUCUGAAGAAGAUGAAGAAGACAAUGACUAAACCAGUCAUUUCAUGCAAACUUGAGCACAGCUCAUACACCCAUGUGCCCACUCAUGCACACACACACACACACACGCUCCUAUACACCCACAUAGCCCCAGACCAUUGACGUCUUCUGGGCCGCCACACACCGGAGGCAAACAGGAGGCAAGGACGUUGAUGCCCCAUGUUCCUGUUUAAAACACUCAUGAAUCACAAAUCUGUCCUCCAAUCAAAUUUCACCAAUCAAAAUAAGACCUAAGGAACUGUUGGUUAUCUUUCCCUGCGUUCAUCCAGUCGUUAUUGGUGGGCUGUGACAGUGGUUAUUUGUGGGGUCCAGCUGUGUUUCAGAUUCCUCUCCGCUUGACGAAAAAGAUGUCUGACCAACCAGUGCAUCGGAAAAAUAAAACCCAGAGUACCGCUGUAAAAUCACACACCUCAUGACUGUCAUUUUUCAAUAUCACUGUUUAUGCUUCAAGGGUGUUUCCUACCUUAUCAUUUUGUAGUUUUAUGUAGUUUAUUAGAUAACAGAUUUACCAGGUGUUUCCACUUUUUACGAGGCUGUGUGAUGUGUAAUCUGGAGUGAGCAUGAACCACAAGGAUGUGGAUGUGCGUUCUGAGUUUGAGCAGGAAUUAUGGGGUGAAGGGUACUUGCACCGCUGUGGGUUGCAUCUCAAUUCGUUUUCAUGGUCAUGAAGUGCGGAAGUCCAAUACAUUUAUAAAUCUCACCUAUUGUAACGACUUCCAGCUUCUCUUCGCAAGCACAGGUUGUCUCAGCCUCACGAAAAAAAGACUGCAGACAUUCCACACCCAGGUCUAUGAUUUAGUCCUGAUUUAACUCCUAACGUCGCUUUACGUAGAACUGCUGUCCCUCUGUUCCACAAAAUAAGCAAGCUGAUAUCAGACUGAUUUCUUGGCACUAUGAAAUAACAUGGGCUUUUUUUUUUUUUUUUAAGUCUUUCUAGAACAAUUCAAGUUUUGGAUUUUUUCCCCCCUGCUCUAUUCAUCCCACUGACUUUUUAAACAGUAAACUGGAAAUUUCCCACUGUUGCUGACUACAGUUGUGACAAAGAGACUGUGUUUAUAGACUGAACAAGUGCAAGCCUUUUUUCCAUCAGUUACACUAAUCUCUUGGCCAUGGUGCAGCAAAAGAUGGUUGGGUGUCGGGUGUCUUUUUGAACCUAAAAAUGAUCAAAUUACUUUUUUUUU